This is a messenger RNA of Cucumis melo (muskmelon), 369 nucleotides long. RefSeq lists its product as uncharacterized. Gene Ontology annotation, biological process: photosynthesis. The record is from RefSeq and is a predicted model, not a curated record. Gene Ontology annotation, cellular component: membrane; photosystem II. The transcript has a single exon. Bases 1 to 369 code for a protein of 122 amino acids. NCBI's taxonomy places the organism in Eukaryota, Viridiplantae, Streptophyta, Magnoliopsida, Cucurbitales, Cucurbitaceae.
AUGGCUUCAACUUCUGCUAUUUCAAUGCCGAUGCCAAUUACUAAUGCGGCACAGAAGAGAACGAGGAGGGCCGAAGCCUUCGCCAAACCAUUGCCUUUGAGGCCUUCCAACAAGCCAAGUGGCUCCUCAAGCUCCAGCGCCAAGUUCCAAGUGCGGGCUUCUUUGAAGGAGAAGGCUGUUGCUGGACUGGCUGCAACGGCACUCACAGCUUCCAUGGUCCUUCCUGAGGUGGCUGAAGCUGCUGGCCCUGGCGUUAGUCCCUCUCUCAAGAAUUUCUUGCUCAGCAUUGCAGCUGGUGGAGUAGUCGUCACUGCUAUCUUAGGUGCAGUUAUCGGCGUCGCCAAUUUCGAUCCCGUCAAGCGGACCUGA